Molecule: messenger RNA, 949 nt
Organism: Temnothorax curvispinosus
Lineage: Eukaryota; Metazoa; Arthropoda; Insecta; Hymenoptera; Formicidae
Product: ATP synthase subunit d, mitochondrial-like
Exons: 3
Coding region: 160-669 (169 amino acids)
Biological process (GO): proton motive force-driven ATP synthesis
Molecular function (GO): proton transmembrane transporter activity
Source: RefSeq, a predicted model, not a curated record
UUUUAUUUUGCCAUUUUGGUAUCCCUGCGCGCGCAUUUAUUUCUCAGUUCUCACGAGCAGCCGUCUGUACUCUGUACGAUCGACAGUGGCAAGUGGCAAGUGUUGACUGUUGGGUCGUUGGGUUAACUGGUUAACGCGAGUCGUAAACGCACGGAGAGAAUGUCACGUAGGGCGAUCAAGGCGAUUACGUGGUCGGCGCUCGCCGAAAAAAUUCCAGAGACGGAGAAAGCUGCAUUCACCGCUUUCAAAGCUAAAUCUGAUCAGCACCUGCGACGAAUGAACGCAAAUCCAGAAGCCCCCCCAAAACUCGAUUGGGCGUACUACAAGAAAAGUAUUCCGAUUCCUGGAUUGGUCGACAAGUUUCAAAAGGAAUAUGAAUCCUUCAAAGUGCCAUAUCCAGUGGAUAAAUACACCUCUGAAGUUGAGGCUCAAGAAAAGGAAAUACACGUUAAAAUUGAGGAUUUUAUCAAAGAAUCGAAUCAACGCAUCGCCACUGCCACCAAGGAAAUUGAUAGAAUAAAGAGUCUGUUGCCAUUCUCCGAGAUGACCAUGGAAGAUUUCCGAGAUAGUUAUCCGGAACAUGCUAUAAAUCCUGAUAAACCAACGGUUUGGCCACACAUCCCCGAAGUACAGCCAGAAAACGAAAAAGGACAACCUUCGCAUCAUUAAUACUUUGUAAUGCGUUCAGAACACGAAGCGUAGUCGUAAUUUACUUCUAGCCUACGAUUCUGGAGUCUGGACUGCGUGCCCCGAAGCCCCGAAUCGGAGAAAGAUAUUGUCCUUUGUUUCUGUCAUAUGUAUUCAAAGUAAAUUCAUCCAGAGAGAGAGAGCGAGAGAGAUACAUGUUAUAUCCUUUUGUACCACAGCUUGCGCAUAUCUUACAAUUAGGUCACCUAGUAAUUAUUAGCAUGAGAAGAAUAGAUGUAUUUAUAAUAAAGCCAAAAAAGGA